AUGAAUAAUUUUUUUUACACGUUUAUUAUAUUUUUACUAUGCACGUUUACAUUACACGUAAACUAUGCAAAUGGUAAAAAUAUAUUGGUAGCUUUUGGAAAUUCGGGGAAAUCCCAUUUUUUUAUGUACGAGCAAUAUGUUGAAAAAUUAGCCGAACGAGGACAUAAAAUAACGCUUUUGACAGGGUUCAAUACGACAAAUAUAAAAAUGAACGAAAAUGUUAAAGUGAUAAAAUUCGAAGAUGAAAUUUUUAAUUUUGUCGUGGAUUUGACAAAAUAUGAAUCGACUCCGAAAAUAUUAAUGAAAUACAACGAGAUUUCGUAUAUAAAUGAAGCAGGACAAAGAACGUGUAGAAAUGGUUUGUCAAAUUCUAAUGUUAAAAAAUUUAUCGAAUCGAAAAAACAUUUUGAUGUUGUCGUUGUGGAAUAUUUCAACACCGAUUGUUUUUCCGUUUUAUCUCACAUAUUUAAAGCUCCACUCGUUGGUAUUUUUUCAUCAGCUCCUUUACCUUGGCAUAACGAUAGAAUGGGUAACCCGGAUAAUCCAUCGUACGUGGCACAUACAUUAAGCGAAUUUUCAUCAGAAAUGAAUUUUUACGCACGUCUUAAAAAUAGUCUAUCGUUAUUUUUUUCAAAAACUUAUUAUAAUAUGUAUUCAAACGGUCCAACGGAUAAAAUAAUAAAAAGAAAUUUGGGUAAAGGCAUUCCAAAAGUAAAAGAUAUUGUAUCGAAUACGAGUCUUUUCCUGGUAAACAGUCAUUUUUCAUUAUUUCAAUCUCGACCCUUGGUACCAUCAAUGGUCGAAGUCGGUGGUAUUCAUCUUCGGCCUCCAAAAAAUCUUCCACCCGAUUUACAAAGUUAUUUUGAUAAAUCAAAAGAUGCUACUAAUAUUUCGACGCUAUCGACUAAAAGAAAAAAUGCCAUUUUAAAAGGUUUUAAUAACGUGACGGAAAACGUUUUGAUGAAAUGGGAUGCCGAUGAUAUGCCGGAAAAACCGGAAAAUGUUUUAUUAAAAAAAUGGGUUCCACAAAACGACGUAUUGGCUCACCCAAAAGUAAAAGUUUUCGUCACACAUGGAGGUUUGAUGGGAAUUUUAGAAGCAGUGUCAAAUGGUGUUCCAAUGAUUGUCAUUCCUCUUUUUGGUGAUCAAUUUUAUAAUGCUGCUGCUGUAGCCGAAAAAGGUUGUGGAAUCGUAUUAGAUUACUUCUCUUUAUCUGGAGAUAGAUUUUUAAGAGCCCUAAAAACUGUACUUGAAGAUAAAAAGUAUUCCGAUAAUACGAAAAUUCUUGCGGCUAAAUUUAAAGAAAGACCUCUAUCACCAAUGAACACUGCCAUUUAUUGGACUGAAUAUGUAUUAAAAUUUAAAGGAGCCCCACAUCUUAGGCCAUCCAGUAAAAAACUUUAUUGGUUUAGCGAAUCAUUAUUAGACGUACACAUAUUCAUAACGGUCGUUUUAACCUACUUUAAUUAA
Molecule: messenger RNA, 1470 nt
Organism: Pediculus humanus corporis (human body louse)
Lineage: Eukaryota; Metazoa; Arthropoda; Insecta; Psocodea; Pediculidae
Product: UDP-glucuronosyltransferase 1-1 precursor, putative
Exons: 5
Coding region: 1-1470 (489 amino acids)
Molecular function (GO): UDP-glycosyltransferase activity
Source: RefSeq, a predicted model, not a curated record